UUUGUCAGAGGACUUGGAGAUGGAACAACAUUCAGAGAGGAGAAAGAGAUUGUGUACCUUUGCCUCAGCACAUCACUAGCUGCAGACAUGAGUAAUGAACGCGUCACCUAUGCAGAACUGAAGGUGGCAAAGAACUCAAGGAACCAGCACAGGAAACCAAGGGGUCCUCGCAGCUCCAUUUCAGUCAUCGAGCAGGAAAUCAUCUAUUCGGACUUCAGCUUUCAAAAUCCUUCUCAGGAGCAUCCCUGGAUCUGCAGGAAUUGCCCCUGCAAAGGUUUUCCAUCUCCUCCAGAGAAACUCAUUGCUGGUACCCUGGGCCUCAUCUGUUUUGUCUUAAUUGUCGCUGUGGUUGUAAUUACUACAGUUGCCACACCAUAUACCGAAGCAAAGGCACAGAUCAAUUCCUCAAUGACUAGAACCCACAGAGAUAUAAACUACACUCUAUCUUCAGCACAGCCUUGUCCUCAUUGUCCAAAGGAGUGGAUAUCAUAUUCUCACAAUUGUUAUUUCAUUGGUAUGGAGAGAAAAUCUUGGAAUGACAGUUUGGUGUCCUGCAUUUCCAAAAACUGUAGUCUGCUUUACAUAGAUAGUGAAGAGGAGCAGGAUUUUCUGCAAUCUCUUUCACUGAUCUCAUGGACUGGAAUCCUUCGGAAGGGCAGAGGUCAGCCCUGGGUCUGGAAAGAAGACUCAAUUUUCAAACCAAAGAUAGCAGAGAUUCUCCAUGAUGAAUGUAACUGUGCCAUGAUGUCAGCUUCUGGUCUCACAGCAGACAACUGUACAACUUUACAUCCAUAUCUUUGUAAGUGUAAAUUCCCCAUCUGAAACACCUGCACUGGAAGUCUGCCAGAUCUCUGGCUCCCUUUAGAUGAAUUUGCAACUAGAAUCCAAAGGAUCAUCAGCUUUCUCUAACUGUCCUGUUCGACGGUAACAAACACAGUUAUUGUUACCUAUAAGAAUGCCUUUUGAAAGAUUAUGGGGAAUUUUUCAUUCAGAAGGAUGGAAGUCUCUGUACAUUCUUCUCUGAACAAAAUCAUCAGAGAACACAUUUAAUAUAUUCCUAUUUAUGUAAUUUUGUUAAAAAUCUUUCCAAUGUUUAUUCUUAAUUUUGUCAAAAGUACAAUAACAAAAUUAUUGCAAAGUGGUUUUUAGUCUAUAUGCUGUGAUUUUGUAACUCAAUGUCAUGCUGGAAAUAUUUCUUAAGAUGCUAAUUAGUAUUUAUAAGUGGUUAUAAUAAUUAUUGUGAAAUUUGGUCUGUUUUAGUUGUGAGCCUAGCCUUUAACAGCUGAGUCAUCUAUCCAGUCCAAAUUUUGGUCAGUUUUGAAUCUUUUUCCACAUAAAAUAGUUUUAUUAAAUACUUUAAUAUUUUAAUAUAAAAUAAAUUUCAAACUAAGAAAUUAACAUUUGAUUUUCAGGAAUAUUAAUUGUUUAAGAUCUCCUUUAUCUUUUUCUAGCUAUUUUAACUAAGGAGCAGAACAUUAAACCCUAAUAAACCCCAAAAAGGUACACAAUAAUUUUCAAAGUUCCAGUGUUUGCACAGGUUUAACUUUGUCUUGAUCUCAGCCUAGGCAAAAGUGAUUGUGACUUUCAAAGGAAAUGAACCAAAGAAUCAGUCAAUGAAUCUUCACAAAUAUUUUACAAAAACAUGUAUUCUUGUACAAUAUUCAAAGAACAUGCUUAAGGUCAAACUGUCCAUUGGUAUCAAUCACCUCAAAAUUUGCUACUGUUGUUAUAAGACAAGAUUUAAAUACUUUUUCCUGUUUCACAGAAUGACUUCUGUGCAGAGACUAUUUAGAACAUGUAUAGGAUGAGAUUUUGCUUGUUUUCUUCAUAUGCACAUAGAUUUGGGGAUGAGUGCCUGACUUUUUCUAUGUAUAUAUUUAUUAGUGUGUGGGCUGUUUUAUUUGUAACAGGCUACAAGAAUGCAUGUCUAUAAUUUGUAUGUGCCUGAUUAUACCUGUGCAAAGAUACGAAGUCAUUAUUAAAUACCAAUGCUGCUUCUGAGACAAAA
This is a messenger RNA of Mus musculus (house mouse), 2008 nucleotides long. RefSeq names its product killer cell lectin-like receptor subfamily C, member 1 (gene Klrc1). The coding region runs from base 88 to 822 and encodes 244 amino acids. NCBI's taxonomy places the organism in Eukaryota, Metazoa, Chordata, Mammalia, Rodentia, Muridae. Gene Ontology annotation, biological process: regulation of natural killer cell mediated cytotoxicity; immune response-regulating cell surface receptor signaling pathway; immune system process. The transcript is spliced from 8 exons. Gene Ontology annotation, cellular component: signaling receptor complex; plasma membrane. The record is from RefSeq and is a predicted model, not a curated record. Gene Ontology annotation, molecular function: carbohydrate binding; MHC class I protein complex binding; MHC class Ib receptor activity.